AUGACCAGAGUUAUCUUGGACUGUACUGAAAUAGAAGUUCAAAGAGCUUCAAAUUGUGACCUACAAUCCAUGAACUUUUCAUCCUACAAAAACUGUGCAACUGUAAAAGGAUUAGUUGGGAUCACCCCAGAUGGCAUUGGAUGCUUUUUUAGUGAUCUUAUGCCAGGAUCGACCUCAGAUAAUGAGAUAACACUUGCAUCUGGAGUACUAAAUAAGGUUGAGUCAGGCAGAGGAGUUAUGACCGAUAGAGGUUUUACAAUCCAGGACAAUUAUGCAGAGAAAGGGUUACAUCACUUUGCACCACCCAUGUUGGAGGGCAAUCAAAUGUCAGUAGCUGAUUGUACAAAGACUUUUGACAUAGCUCAUUUUCGCAUUCAUGUGGAACGAUUCAUUGGAAGAAUGAGGAACUGGCACAUUCUUUCACAGAUCUGGCCAAUGAAUCAGUAUGACUUAAUACUUAACCCAACAUGGAAAGUAAUUGGGUUUCUUGUAAAUAUGAGCCCGCCUGUUGGUCCUAAAAUCAAUGAUCAUGAAGUUGAGGAAUAA
Messenger RNA from Paramuricea clavata, 546 nucleotides. The record is from the annotation of a GenBank genome assembly. Lineage: Eukaryota; Metazoa; Cnidaria; Anthozoa; Malacalcyonacea; Plexauridae.